This is a messenger RNA of Apodemus sylvaticus (European woodmouse), 951 nucleotides long. RefSeq names its product carbonyl reductase [NADPH] 1-like. The record is from RefSeq and is a predicted model, not a curated record. The coding region runs from base 16 to 849 and encodes 277 amino acids. Gene Ontology annotation, molecular function: carbonyl reductase (NADPH) activity. Lineage: Eukaryota; Metazoa; Chordata; Mammalia; Rodentia; Muridae. The transcript has 3 exons.
UAUGCACAAGAAGCCAUGUUGUCCUGCAGGCCAGUGGCCCUGGUAACUGGAGGUAACAAAGGAAUAGGCUUCGAGAUCACGCGCGACCUAUGUCGGAAAUUCUCCGGGGACGUGGUGCUCACUGCGCGGGACGAGGUGCGGGGCCGCACCGCAGUGCAGAAGCUGCAGGCAGAGGGCCUGAGCCCACGCUUCCACCAGCUGGACAUCGACAGCACUCAGAGCAUCUGCGCGCUGCGCGACUUUCUGCUCAAGGAGUACGGAGGACUGGACGUGCUGGUCAACAACGCGGGCAUCGCUUUCAAGGUGGAUGACCCCACCCCCUUCCACAUUCAAGCAGAGGUGACAAUGAAAACCAAUUUCUUUGGUACACAAGAUGUCUGCAAGGAGCUCCUCCCUCUAAUAAAACCCCAAGGCAGAGUGGUGAAUGUAUCAAGCAAGACGAGCCUCUGGGCCCUGAAGAACUGCAGCCCAGAGCUACAGCAGAAGUUUCGAAGCGACACCAUCACAGAGGAGGAGCUGGUGGGGCUCAUGAACAAGUUUGUGGAGGACACAAAGAAAGAAGUCCAUGCGAAAGAAGGCUGGCCUAAUAGUGCAUAUGGUGUCACCAAGAUUGGGGUGACAGUCCUGUCCAGAAUCCAGGCCAGGAAGCUCAGCGAGGAGAGGAGAGGGGACAAGAUCCUCUUGAACGCCUGCUGCCCUGGGUGGGUCAGAACCGACAUGGCAGGACCAAACGCCACCAAAAGCCCAGAAGAAGGAGCAGAGACCCCCGUGUACUUGGCCCUUUUGCCUCCGGGUGCAGAGGGGCCUCACGGGCAGUUUGUUCAAGAUAAAAAAGUGGAACAAUGGUGACCUCAGAUCUCACCUCUUACCCCCUUGUAUUCUGAUUGGUGAAGGCCAAGGACAUCUAUAAUAUAGUAACACUUCUGAAAAUAAAUGUAACUAAUUCUUUAA